This is a messenger RNA of Solanum lycopersicum (tomato), 1502 nucleotides long. RefSeq names its product homeobox-leucine zipper protein ATHB-54. The record is from RefSeq and is a predicted model, not a curated record. Gene Ontology annotation, biological process: positive regulation of DNA-templated transcription. Lineage: Eukaryota; Viridiplantae; Streptophyta; Magnoliopsida; Solanales; Solanaceae. Gene Ontology annotation, cellular component: nucleus. Gene Ontology annotation, molecular function: sequence-specific DNA binding; DNA-binding transcription factor activity, RNA polymerase II-specific.
GGAAGAAUCUCCUUUUCUCUUUCACUUAUUUCCUCUUUCAUCUACUUAUGCAUACUCAUUUUCUUCACUCAAUUUUUUAACUCUUUUUUUUUUCUUGGAUAAUGGCACUGACCCUUCUUCAUUCUCCCCUUAAUUAUCACAUAAAAAUUUUCCAAAUUUCAAGAUUCAAUCAAAAAACCCCAUUUCCCACUGCUUAAACAAACCCCACAUAGUUUUUUUGUUUUCACAAUUCUUGCACCUUAGAGAACUUAAGGGUUGAAAGUAAAAUAAAUAUGGAAGUUGGAAGGGUUAUUAAUGAAAAACUUUCUCAUUGUCUCUGGAUGUCCAAUUCUUCCCCAUCUUUUCAUGGUUCUGUAUCAAUGGUUAAUUUCGAAGAUGUUGGUCGAGGAGAAGUGUCUAAAGAGAGGUCAUUUUUCCCAGGAAUUGACAAAGAAGAAACUAGCAAUGAUGAUUAUGAUAGCUGUUAUCAUCAGCCAGAGAAGAAGAGAAGACUUUUGCCUAAUCAAGUUCAGUUUCUUGAGAAGAGUUUUGAGGUAGAUAACAAGCUUGAACCAGAGAGGAAAGUUCAAUUGGCUAAUGAACUUGGCUUGCAGCCUAGACAAAUUGCUAUUUGGUUUCAAAAUAGGCGCGCUCGAUACAAAACUAAAGUACUUGAGAAGGAUUAUGAUGCUUUGAAAGCUAGCUUUGAUAAGCUUAAAGCUGAUUAUGACACCCUUUUCAAAGAGAACGAGGAUUUGAGAAAUGAGGUCCAUUUGCUUACACAAAAAUUGCAUAUAAGGGAGAAAGGAAAGGAAAACUCAGAGCAAAGUGAACCAAUUAGUCCAAUAGACACACAAGAGGCUCAAAAAGCAACAACUCCAAUUGUUGUUACCUCAAAUGUACCAAAGUUAAUGUGCAAACAAGAAGAUGCAACAUCAGCAAAAAGUGAUGUUAUUGAUUCAGAUAGCCCACAUUACACUGAUGGGAAUCAUUCAUCAAAUGUAUUUGAACAAGAGCCAUCUGAUUUUUCUCGAGAUGAAGAUGACAACCUAAGCAAGAACUUUCUAUAUUUCCCCGAAAUCGGAGAUCAAAUUCAAGCGAAUUCAUGCAAUUUGAGUUUCCAAAUUGAAGAUCAACCUUGUUGGUUCUGGCAAUAUUGAGUUGUUAGGUUACAAGAUUUGGCUCGAUCCUACUUUAGAUCAGUAUAAAUCCCACAAGUGGAGUCUGAAGAUAAUUAUAUGUACGCACGUACACAAGCAAGCGCACAGUCUUGUCUCUAUCCUGUAUAGGUAGAGAAACUAUUUCUGAUAGAUCUCGUACGACUCUAGUUGUCCAAACUCCAAAGGCAUUUGCUAAGUUUCUUUGAACAAUAAUAUGUUGUACAUAGGAUUACUAAGUACUACUAGUUUGACUAUAUGAGGUGUCUUUUAGACUCUUUUAUUAGCUUUGUUCCCAAAAAAAAAGUUGUGAUUGGCCUUUUUAUUUUUACUUUAGCUUAAAAACAAAUUGUACUAUUGCCUUUU